AUGAGUACGCAAACUGAGGCGAUUGCCGCUGUGGUGGAGGUGACCAAGUCGGUCAACUUCCUGUCCCAGCAGGCCAAAGCCAUUCCUUCCCCAUAUGCUGCCUUAUUGGAAACUCACCAGCUUUUAGCUGGAAAUGAGCCAUUAUUUCAUGUUUCUGCUUUCCUUCAGCAACGUGCCGAACAGGAGGCUGCUGAGGAGAGAGAGGGCGAGGCUCCUGCUAAGCAGGCUGUUUCUGUCACUACAGACUCACAGACGCUUUUCCAGAACCUACCUCACUUAUCCAACUCAGUGUACAAGUCCAACCCUACGGUUAUUCACGUUGAAAUCAACGACGCCGACUUUGGCAUUGCUGCUGCCUUGACGGACUUGUCGUACCCUGUGUUUGUGUCCCACGGUGUUGCUCAUGCUCAUAAUGUUGCACAGGCUGCCUAUGCUGCCGCUUUUGCUGAGCAGAAGUUGGUUUUCCACUUGUAUGUGCCUUCCACCGCUACCGAGAAGCUCAAGGGUAAGACCGAGAUCGCCACCAACUUGUCCUCGGUUGCUGAGGCUGCCUCCUUCUACGAGGUUUCUCCAUUCACCACCUUGAACAAGCUGUCGAAGGCCAAGGACGCCAUCGUUGUUUUGGGCCUGCCUUCUGAAGAGUUCGUUGCUGCUGCUUCCAAGCAACAGGCUCUCAUAUACCGUGUGGACGUUUACCAGCCAUUUGACUUGAAGGCGCUUCUUUCUUCCAUCCCAGCUGGCGUUGAGACCCUUACAUUGGUGGAACAGACCAACAGAUCUGCUUCUUUCUCCGCCUUGCUUUUAGACUUCUUUAAAAACUAUUCUGCCUUGCAGUCUUUGAAAAACUUCACCAAGGUUGUCGGUGCCAAGCUUGGCCAGUACACUGACGCUACCAAGAUUGUCGGUGAGCUUUUGGACAACAGCAGAUCUGAAGCUCCAAAGCAAAACGUUCUCUUCGGUUCUGUCUCAUCCACCGAGGAGGUCUCUCCUCAGCUGGAGGAGGGUGCCAAGAAGGUCUACGCUUUGGAACAGGCCUACCUCAAGGUCUUGUCUCAAGUCAACGACAAGUCUCACAUUUGGAACGAUUUUUCCGCUCCAUCUGUCGGUGGCUCCUCCAACCCAGAGUUCGGUUUUGGCUCUUUCUUGCAUUACGAAGAGCAGCAAACUGCAUUGAUCAACAUUGUCUCUACAGCCAUUAAGAAGAACAGCUUCGCCUCUUUGGACAACGAGAAGCUUAUCGAGCUUUUAACACUGUGGUUGGUGCUCGUCAAGUCUGGCAAGCCAUUCGAGAGCACUCAGGAAGUUGUCAAGCUCUUGAACACCGAUUCCUCCGGCGCUUCUCAGCAAAUCCUCAACCUCAAGGACUUCUUCGAGGUUAGACCAAACUGGUUGGUUGGUUCCGAUGCUUGGUCGUACGACUUGGGCUCUUCCGGUGUCCACAGCGUCAUUGCUUCCGGUAAGAACGUCAACAUGUUGGUGAUUGACUCUGAGCCAUACUCCAACAAGAAGUUGGAUCUCGUGCGCAAGAAGGACAUUGGUUUGUACGCCAUGAACUACGGUAACACCUAUGUUGCAUCCAUCGCUAUUUAUUCUUCCUACACCCAGGUGUUGCAAGCUUUCAUUGAGGCCGAGAAGUUCGACGGUCCUUCUGUUGUCUUGGCUUACUUGCCUUACGAGUCUGAGAACAGUGACAUCUUGAGCAUUCUCAAGGAAACCAAGCUUGCUGUUGACGCUGGCUACUGGCCCUUGUACAGAUACGAUCCUUCUAUCGAGAAGGAUGACGACAGAUUCAAGCUCGACUCUUCUUCUUUGAGAAAGCAGUUGAGAGACUUCUUGGACAGAGAGAACAAGUUGACUCUUUUGGCCAAGAAGAACCCAGAGCUCCUGAGAAACUUGACUGCCUCCGCUAACAGCGAGGCCAAGAGACAACAAACUCGCGUCGAAGACGAGUCUUUCAAGCAGUUGUUGCAGGGUUUGUCUGGUCCUCCAUUGACUGUCGCUUUCGCUUCUGAUGGUGGUAACGCCGAGGCCGUUUCCAAGAAGAUCAACAGACAGGCUUUGGCCAGAGGCUUGAAGUCUACUGUCUUGUCUAUGGAUGAUGUCUCUGUUGAGGACUUGGGUCUUGAGACCAACAUUAUUUUCGUCACAUCCACUGCUGGUCAGGGUGAGUUCCCCAACAACGGUAAAGCCUUCUGGGAUGGCUUGAAACAGGCACAGGACUUGGACUUGACUUCCGUCAAGUUCUCUGUGUUCGGUUUGGGUGACUCGAAGUACUGGCCAAGAAAGGAAGACAAGCACUACUACAACAAGCCAGGUCAGGACUUGUACCUGAAGUUGAAGCUUUACGGUGCCGAGGAGCUCGCUGAAUUGGGUCUUGGUGAUGACCAGGACCCUGAUGGAUUCAACACUGGUUACGAGGAGUGGUUGCCAAAGAUCUGGAAGGCCUUGGGUGUUGAUGGCGUUGAAGGUGUUGAAGAACCCAAGCCAUUGACAAACGAGGACAUGAAGAUUGGCUCCGACUACUUGAGAGGUACCAUCGCCGAGGGUCUUCGUGACGAAAGCACCGGUGCCAUUUGUGCUGUCGACCAGCAGUUGACCAAGUUCCACGGUAUUUACAUGCAAGAUGACCGUGAUAUCAGAGACGAAAGAAAGCUGCAGGGCUUGGAGCCAGCUUACUCCUUCAUGGUUCGUCUUAGGUUGCCAGGUGGAGCUGCUGAUCCUUCUCAGUACUUGAAGUUGGACGAGCUUGCUGACGAAAGAGGUAACGGUACCUUGAAGAUCACCACCAGAGCUACUUUCCAGUUGCACGGUGUUGUCAAGCAUGACUUGAAGCCUGCUAUCAGAGGUAUGAACUCUGCUCUCUUGGAUACUUUGGCUGCUUGUGGUGACGUUAACAGAAACGUCAUGGUGUCUGCUCUUCCAGGCAAUGCCAAGGUCCACAGACAGGUUGCUCAGGCUGGUUCCGAGAUUUCUGAGCAUUUGUUGCCUUCCACUACUGCUUACCACGAGAUCUGGUUGGAAGGUCCUGAUGACGGCGACAAGCCAGGUUACCAGGAGGCUUGGGAGAACAAGAAGGGUGGUCCAAAGUUGAAGAAGACUAUGGUUGCUGGUAACGCUUUGGUCGACCACGAGCCACUUUACGGACCAACCUACUUGCCUAGAAAGUUUAAGAUUGUUAUCACUGUUCCACCUUACAACGAUGUUGAUGUCUAUGCUCACGAUAUUGGUUUGAUUGCCAUUGUUGAGAACGACGAGGUUAUCGGUUUCAACCUUCUCGCUGGUGGUGGUAUGGGUUCUACUCACAACAACGUCAAGACCUACCCAAGAACUGGUUCUUUGUUCGGUUUCGUUCCAAGAGACAAGAUCAACCAGGCCUGUGAGAAGGUUAUGUUGGUACAGAGAGAUUUUGGUGACAGAACCAACAGAAAGCAUGCCAGAUUGAAGUACACCAUUGACGACAUGGGUGUUGAGGAGUUCAAGGCCAAGGUUGAGGAGUACUGGGGUGAGAAGUUUGAGGAAGCCAAGCCUUUUGAGAUCAAGAGCAACAUCGACUACUUCGGCUGGGUCAAGGACGAAGAGGGCUACAACCAUUUCACCGCUUUCUUGCCUCAGAAGACUGGUUUGAAGACCAUUGCCAAGUGGUUGCUCGACAACAAGAAGUCCGGUGAAUUCAGAUUGACUGGUAACCAGCAUAUCGUUCUUUCGAGAAUUGCCGAUGAGGACUUGCCCAAGAUCAAGGAGUUGCUUGCCAAGUACAGCUUGGACAACACUGAUUUCUCUGGUUUGAGAUUGUCCUCCUCUUCAUGUGUGGCUUUGCCAACCUGUGGUUUGGCAAUGGCUGAGUCUGAACGUUACUUGCCAGAGCUCAUUGGCAAAUUGGAGACUGCUCUUGAGGACUAUGGUUUGAGACAUGACUCUGUCGUCAUGAGAAUGACUGGUUGUCCUAACGGAUGUGCCAGACCUUGGUUGGCUGAGGUUGCCCUUGUGGGUAAGGCCAUGGGUGCCUACAACUUGAUGUUGGGAGGUGGCCACCACGGCCAGAGAUUGAACAAGAUCUACAGAUACUCCAUCAAGGAGGACGAGAUCAUGGACAUUUUGUUGCCAUUGUUCAAGAAGUGGUCUUUGGAGAGACUCGACAACGAGCCAUUUGGUGACUACUGUAUUAGAACGGGUGUUAUUGCGGAGACUACCGAGGGUAAGUACUUCCACGAGAACAUCCCUGAAGAAGCCUAA
Messenger RNA from Candidozyma duobushaemuli, 4233 nucleotides. It is a transcript of the gene ECM17, whose product is annotated as sulfite reductase (NADPH) subunit beta. Gene Ontology annotation, molecular function: sulfite reductase (ferredoxin) activity; FMN binding; iron-sulfur cluster binding. Bases 1 to 4233 code for a protein of 1410 amino acids. The transcript has 2 exons. Gene Ontology annotation, cellular component: sulfite reductase complex (NADPH). Gene Ontology annotation, biological process: sulfate assimilation. The record is from RefSeq and is a predicted model, not a curated record. NCBI's taxonomy places the organism in Eukaryota, Fungi, Ascomycota, Pichiomycetes, Serinales, Metschnikowiaceae.